This is a messenger RNA of Procambarus clarkii (red swamp crayfish), 1412 nucleotides long. Its product is annotated as translocon-associated protein subunit gamma. The record is from RefSeq and is a predicted model, not a curated record. Gene Ontology annotation, cellular component: endoplasmic reticulum; membrane. NCBI's taxonomy places the organism in Eukaryota, Metazoa, Arthropoda, Malacostraca, Decapoda, Cambaridae. Gene Ontology annotation, biological process: SRP-dependent cotranslational protein targeting to membrane.
ACCUGAUUUGUUUUCAGGGGUUGUGAGUAGUGUGGAGGUGUCCCGGGAGCUGCUUGGUGACUCUCCUUCCUUGCCCAAUCUUCACCGCUGCUCCCUCCAGGGCUACAACCUUCCUGCACACUACCUGCGUCGUAAACAAGCAGGCAAACAUGGUCACCAAGGAAAAGUUAACGAAGGAGGAAGAGCUGUUGCUUCAGGAUUUUAGUAGAAAUGUAUCCAAGAAGAGCUCGAUUAUUUUUUACUUCAAUGCAUUAAUUGUCGCAGCGAUCCCCAUAUGGUUGUUUUGGCGUAUACAUAUGAUGGAUCCACUCUCAUCAGCUGCCAUCUUUGGUCUAGUGACAGGCAUCGCAACUUACCUUGUUGCUUUUGCUUACAUGAACACUAAGUUUGUCCUAAAGCACAAGGUUGCACAGAAGGUUGAAGAUGCUGUCACACGAGAAGUUAUGCGUAAACUAGCUGAUGACAAAAAGAUGGGCAAAAAAGAAAAGGAUGAAAGGGUGUUGUGGAAGAAGAACGAAGUAGCUGAAGCAGAGGCCACAACAUUUUCCUUGUUUUACAACAACGCUCUCUUCCUGAUGUUGGUUGUAGUUGGAUCGUUCUUGGUAUUCAGAUCCAUGGCACCAGCUUACAACUAUGUUUUCAGUACACUGGGAGCAGCUGGUGUGAUUGCACUUUUCUCAACAAGCACUCAAUAAGACCAGUUAGUCAUCCUGUAAUGAUUUGCUAUUUAGACAGUUCCCAGGUCUCAUUAUUGUAAGUUAGAUAUUUAAUUUUACAGUUGUGUGUGACCCAAUCCCCAUUCAGACAAAUGCUGAUUAUUUUAAUCGGUAUUUAUAUAUUGUUGGUAACAUUAUCUACUUUGUGCAAGUAAAAUGUAAAUGUUGGAAAAUAGUAUGAAUUAUAAAGAUUGUCACUUUGACCUUGUCAUAAUUUAAGCACUUGUCACAACGCAAAUUUUUUUUUUUAUCUAGCUCGUAGAUAAAUAAGUUAUAUACAGUAAAUCAUUGUUUAUUUCAGUGCUGAAUUGCAAAUUUUGGGUUAACCCUUGUUUAAAAAUUUACAACUAGCAGUCAAAAACCAUAAAAUUGACUUAAUAAAUUUAUUGGUAAUAUUUCAAAUAAAUCUUCCCAGAUAGCUAAGACUAUAUACAAAUACAUUUUAUUUAUUCAGGUAUAGUACAGUAUUUUUAAUAGGAAACCAUGACUUCUAAGUAGCUUGUCACCAGGAUGAUGACAUUAAAAUUUAGAUGUUCAAUGGUUAUGGGAAUGGUGUACAUGUUAAGAAUUUUAAUAACAUUCCCUUUGUCUGCAUUCACUUGUACAAGGCUCACUAUUUAAUUUUCUUUGAAAAUUUUACUUUAAGUACAGUAUUUGUAAAAGUUCUCUUUAUAGAAAAAUAUAGUUAUCUCAAAA